This is a messenger RNA of Lactuca saligna, 453 nucleotides long. Lineage: Eukaryota; Viridiplantae; Streptophyta; Magnoliopsida; Asterales; Asteraceae. The record is from the annotation of a GenBank genome assembly.
AUGGUAAUUAUCGAAUUUAAUUUGAAGAAGCAUUCCAAAUCCAAGGUAGAAAGGGUAAAUAUUAGACUCAAACAAGCUCGGCCGCCACCUGCCCUGUUGAGUCCGACCGCCGCCUCCUUGACGUUGAAGCUGGAGUCCACCGCACCCAAUAUCGACGGCGAAGAUGCUGCCAAUGACGAAGAGCAACACGAGGAUGCCAGCAGCGGGUUGUCGCUGCCCUCCUCCGGUGAAAUGAGCAACGUUCGCCAUUGUGCAAGGCGUGGGUGUGGAUACGAAGUUCUUGGGGCUGCCGGUGGUUUUACACCACCGUUGUUGGUGUUUCCGAUCGUUGGAAUACCAAGAACAACCACCGCCACCGUGAACCACCGUGUUUUUGGGUGUGUGUUAGCAUUAGUUUCGAGAAUCUAUCAUCCAGCAGAUGGGGUUGAGUCUGCGAGGCUUCAGCAAGUGUGA